CUCAUAAAUUUGUUGACAAGUUGACAGUACAAAGGAUACAAUGAUGACGUGAUUUAUUUCUAUAUCUGAUAUAUAAGAACUCUUGGAUAACUUCAAACUUUGUCCAACUCAUAACAACCGAGUUAGGAAACGUCAUUUCAUCCCGCUGAAAGAUCUGCCAGUCUCACCAUGAUCCACCAAAUCCUCAGUUUAGCACUAGUAUCAGUGGCCUUAACGUCCGCAGAAGCCAAACCAAGUCAAGUUCCGGUUAAGACAGCUACACCUAAGAAAGCGACAUCUGUUGUCUAUGAUACGGUUUUUUACUUGGAGAAAGGAGGUCAUCGCAUGGUGGAAGCAGUACUGGCAAAAUCUAAUGAAGGAAAAUCAGACAUUGAUGACUGCUAUAUCUAUGGAGACGUCAACAUCAUCAAGAAGGUCCUAGAUGAUGUCCCAGUCAGUCUGAUUAAUCUGGUAGAAACACGGGACAUGACCCAAAUGAUCGACACUUGCAAUGUUCUCCUUCUUACUAAGCUAGAAUCAGGGACUUUCCAUCUAUAUCCUAAAGGAGUAGCAAAUGCAGCGACCAAUCAUGGUUUUCUUAUCUACCCAGGGACAAAGUGGUGUGGAGCAGGGAACGUGGCCGAAAGGUACGAAGAUCUUGGACCUGCCCAGGAGACCGACAUAUGCUGCCGAGCCCACGAUCACUGCAACGACACCAUUCCCUCACUUCAAACAAAAUAUGGUCUUAAAAACGUUGCUUUGUAUACCAAGUCCUUGUGCGACUGUGACGAUGUAUUCAGCUGGUGUCUGAAAAAGGCCAAUACCAAAACUUCAAAUGGAAUCGGGCGUGUCUUCUUUAACGUUCUGCAAGUUCAAUGUUUCAAACUGGAGCAUCCCGUAGUGAAAUGUCUACGAUACAAAGGCCUUCCCUUGAUUUACUCCAGCUGUCAAGAGUACCAAUUAGAUAAGGAUAAAUCCCAUGAGUGGCAGUGGUUUGAUGCUCAGUACUACGACAGUAGUUAAGCUGAUAACAGAAGCGCCGCCUAUCUCAAUGAAAUGAAGAAUCAGCCAGUAAUCACAAAUCAAUUAAGUAUAAUUCACUUGUAAAAUUAAAUAAUUAAAAAA
Molecule: messenger RNA, 1104 nt
Organism: Limulus polyphemus (Atlantic horseshoe crab)
Lineage: Eukaryota; Metazoa; Arthropoda; Merostomata; Xiphosura; Limulidae
Exons: 6
Coding region: 169-1002 (277 amino acids)
Biological process (GO): arachidonate secretion; phospholipid metabolic process
Source: RefSeq, a predicted model, not a curated record